This is a messenger RNA of Paramecium sonneborni, 344 nucleotides long. The record is from the annotation of a GenBank genome assembly. Lineage: Eukaryota; Ciliophora; Oligohymenophorea; Peniculida; Parameciidae.
AUGCUGUAUAAAUAUUUCAAUAUUAUAUUAGGAAAGAACCUAACAUUCAUAUAGUAAAUAAAAAGAAGUUUUAAAAAUAGAUAAGAUAAUUAUUCUGUAAUUUUAAGAGAGUAAAAUAGAAAGAAUUAAGAAGAAAAUUGAUUAGUAUAUAUGUAAUUAAUAAUAAAUAAUAAAUAAUAAUUAGAAUAGUAAAAAAAUAAGAUGAAUGUUAAAAUGAUUUCCAAAUAAUCAUUCAUAAAUAUUACAACCUUUAAGAUCAUUUUAAACAGAGAAUGAAAUUUCAAAUAAUACCUAUUUAUGUAUAAUAUUUAUUAAGAACAAAACUGCAAUUAAAAUUACGAUGA